Molecule: messenger RNA, 2424 nt
Organism: Fonsecaea multimorphosa CBS 102226
Lineage: Eukaryota; Fungi; Ascomycota; Eurotiomycetes; Chaetothyriales; Herpotrichiellaceae
Exons: 2
Coding region: 1-2424 (807 amino acids)
Biological process (GO): ubiquitin recycling; proteasome-mediated ubiquitin-dependent protein catabolic process
Cellular component (GO): cytoplasm; nucleus
Molecular function (GO): ubiquitin binding
Source: RefSeq, a predicted model, not a curated record
AUGAGCGGCGCGACGACAGAUUUCAAGCUGAGCGCGGUCCUGAGCGGUCACAAGAGCGAUGUUCGCGCCGUCCUCCUUCCUGAUCCCUCCUUUGCCGUGACGGCAUCUCGCGACGGCUCAACCAGAGUCUGGAAACGAACAUCCACUUCCCCACCGAUCUACGAAGAUACGGAAUCAUCCCAUGGCGCACAAUUCAAGACCUGUCUUGCUUAUAUUCCUCCUUCAAAAGAAUAUGAGGACGGCCUCGUUCUCUCGUCUGGCCAGGAUGCGCUCAUUGAGGCUCGACAACCAUCGUCAACAACGGACAUGAACGCAGACGCUUUCAUGGUGGGCCACAGCAACCAAGUUUGCUCGAUAGACGUGUGUGCACCGGCAAACUACUUUGUGAGUGGCAGCUGGGAUGCUACGGCAAAAGUUUGGGAGAUCGGCAGAUGGGAAGUUGCUUUCGACCUGCCAAAUCACACAGCCACGGUUUGGGCGGUACUUGCUUUCAGCAGGGACACAGUCGUCACUGGCUGUGCCGACCGUGCGAUCCGAGUCUUUGACGUCCGGGGCAAGAUGGUGAAUUCUUGGGACGGUCAGGACAUUGUUCGCGCUCUUGCGAAGCUGCCUGAAGGUCAUUACACCGGUGCUGAAAUUGCUGCCGCAACAAAUGACGGCAUCAUCCGUCUAUGGACUCUGAAGGGCGAGCUUAUUGCCUCCUUAGUUGGCCAUGAAUCCUUCAUAUACUCCCUGGCUGUCCUUCCUUCGGGCCAAAUUGUCAGUUCUGGAGAAGAUCGAUCUGUCCGCAUUUGGGAGGGGCAGAAUUGCGUCCAGGUCAUUACGUUACCAGCCAUCUCCAUCUGGUCUGUGUCUACUUCUCCAAGUGGCGAUAUCAUUGUUGGUUCAAGCGACAAAAUGGCCCGCAUAUUCACACGCGACCAAGACAGAGUGGCCGAUGCCGAGACGCUCGCAGCUUUCGAAGAGUCAGUCCAAGCAUCCAGCAUUCCCCAGCAAACUGUGGGGCAAAUCAAUAUGACAGAUCUCCCUGGGCCUGACUUCCUCAAACGAAAGGUCGGCACCAAAGAAGGCCAGAAUCAGAUCAUCAAGGAAGACGAUGGAAGUGCCUGUCUGUAUCAGUGGUCAAUGUCUCAGCAGCAAUGGAUCAAGAUCGGACAGGUCGUGGAUUCAACUGCCUCGAGUGGGAAGACGGCGUACAAUGGAAAAGAAUACGACUAUGUGUUCGACAUUGACAUUGAGGACGGUAAACCUCCACUCAAGCUGCCAUACAACGUCACACAAAAUCCUUACGAUGCAGCCACAAAAUUCCUGCAAGACCACGAACUUCCCAUGUCCUAUCUUGAAGAAACAGCCAAUUUCAUCAUCAAGAACACCCAAGGUGCCACUAUUGGACAGUCAGCGCCAGUGGGAGCUGAUCCGUGGGGUACCGAGAAUCGAUACAGACCUGGCGAUGCCACAUCCUCGUCAUAUCAACCACCAGCACCAUCCCCGCCUGUUAAGCGGACACUACCCCAGAAGGAGUACCUUCCUGUCGUGAUUGGGAAGCCCUCGGCGGCCAUGGGGCAAAUCUCCAAGAAAAACACCGAAUACGCUGGCAGCGAAAUGGCCCUUCAGUCCGAGGAACUUCAAGCACUAACAGAUGUCGCCCAACAGCUCGAGAAGUACAACUUCUCAGGCCGUCCAUCAUUAUCUAGCUCCCCCUCCCUCAAAUUCUCCAUUGCGGCGCUGACGAAGAUAGCCACGCAAUGGCAACCGCCAUCUAACCGACUCGCUGGUCUGGAUCUUCUCCGCUUUAUUGCAGCAGCAGCAAAAGAAUUUCCGACCGAAGAUGUCGAUGGCUUGGACGUGGUCGCGGGUAUCCUCGGGAGUGGUAUCUUCGAUGACUCCUUUGUUCGCACAAACAACAAAUUGGGUAUGAUUGCCAUGCGUUUCUUUUCCAAUCUGCUGUACGGAUCGCCUGCGGGAAGGGAACUUGUGAAAGAAAACGUCGACAACAUCAUUGAGAGCCUCAAACCACUCACACCGUUCGCCUCUUCCGAUGUUUCUGUGGCAAUAGCUCUUACAACGCUGUAUCUCAACAUUGCCGUCCUCAUUACCACUGCCACAACUGCCAGCGACGCCGACAACAAUGCGAACCACGCGCUCGACCUAUUGGGUGAACUUUCCAAACUUCUCUCUUCUUUCCCCGCGGUAAAUCACUCUGCCGCAUCCGGCAACCCUGCUUCGCAAUCCACGGAACCGGCGUAUCGCUCACUGGUGGCUCUGGGGACCAUUCUGGUCGGAAUUCCGCGCGCAGAGGUCAAGUCUGCGGCGAAGGAGAUUUUCGAGGUCCCUGUGGCGUUGAGGAAGUUGAAGGAGGGCAAGUAUUUGGACGAACCAAGGUUCAAAACUGUUGUUGGAGAGAUUGAGGGCGCCUUGAGAUGA